Molecule: messenger RNA, 2219 nt
Organism: Elaeis guineensis (African oil palm)
Lineage: Eukaryota; Viridiplantae; Streptophyta; Magnoliopsida; Arecales; Arecaceae
Product: oligopeptide transporter 5-like
Biological process (GO): transmembrane transport
Molecular function (GO): oligopeptide transmembrane transporter activity
Source: RefSeq, a predicted model, not a curated record
AUGGCAGAGAAAGAAGAAGGUGUAAUUAACGAUUCCCCUAUCGAGGAGGUGCGGCUGACCGUACCACCGACCGACGAUAACACGCUGCCGGUCCUGACAUUCCGAACAUGGGUUCUGGGGAUCCCCGGCUGCAUCAUCCUUUCCAUGUUGAACCAGUACUUCUAUUAUCGCCAAGCACUUGUAUACAUACCAUCACAGUGCGUCACCAUCAUACUGUAUUUCAUCGCGAAGUUAAUGGCCAAGCGUCUACCGAGAAAGCAGGUGAGGAUACCGGGGACGCUGUGGUCGUUCUCGCUGAAUCCAGGGCCUUUCAACAUGAAGGAGCAUUGCCUUCUCUCCUUUCUGGCAAACGCUGGCUCGAUUUUCCCUUAUGCCUUUGAGCUUGUGGCCGUGGUGAAGGCUUUCUACCACAGGAAUGUUCGACCCUUGCCGGCUUUUCUCGUGGUGAUUGCAACUCAGUUUCUUGGAUAUGGGUUUGCCGGCGUUUGCACCAAGUUCCUAGUGCAUAAUCCCUACAUGUGGUGGCCUGCAACGCUUGUGGACGUGUCUUUCUAUAGAGCAAUUCAUGAGACAGAGAAAAGACGAAAGGGUCAGCUAACAAGACUCCAAUUCUUCUUCAUAGUUGCAGUUUCAAGUUUUGCUUACCAUAUAGUCCCGGUUUAUUUCUUUCCUUCUGUCACUGCGUUAUCAUUCAUUUGCUGGAUAUGGAAGGACUCGGUAACUGCACAACAAAUUGGUUCUGGACAAAAAGGGCUUGGGCUUGGAUCUUUCGCCCUAGACUGGAUGACCACAAGCAGCUUCUUAGGAACUCCACUGGCCACACCAAUGUUUGUGAUCUGUAACAUGUUCAUUGGCUUUAUCAUAAUUCUCUAUGUUAUUACGCCCAUAUCAUAUUGGACCAAUGUAUACAAUGCCAAGAGGUUUCCAAUUUUCUCCCUAGAGAUGUUUGAUGCUGAUGGACAAAAAUACAAUAUUUCACGCAUUAUAGAUGAGAAGCUACAGUUAGAUGAAGCAGCAUAUAAUAACUAUUCAAAGCUUUAUUUCAGCAUCUUCUAUCCAUAUUCUAAAGGGUUCACCUUUGCUUGUUUAACAUCAAGUAUUGCUCACUUUGCUCUCUUCUACGGGCGGUACGCCAUCGAGAAUGAGACUGACGGACGUCAAAAUCAGGCAACAUGCGGUAAGAAAGAGGCCGGCGUCUGGGGCCGGACCUUCACGACCGCCCAAAAGGCCCCAGACGUCACCCCCGACUGUCGCUACGUCGGCGGCCUAGCACUAAUCUAUAGCAUGUUCGAAUUGGAGGCCGGAUACCGGAGGUUCAGGGACGUUCGGGCGGCCUGGAAGGAUAGGGCAGAGACCGCCGAGGCUGAGAAGGUGGUAUUGGUCGAGCAGCUGAAGCUGUCGAUCGAUCGGGAGGCGAGGCUCGAGGAGGAGAUCUCCUACCUUACCGAUGCCCUGGAUGGUUGCGUCAGCGAGCUCGAGGCCGAGUGCGAGCAACUCAGGGUGAGCCUGAAGAAUCUUGCCAAGGCUGAGGAGAACUUGUCCACCGCCCAAGCCAAUGCAGACAUAGCGAAGGUGGAGGCAGAGUCAGCGAAGGAGGUGCUGGGUCGGGCAGUGGAGGACUUUCACGGCUCCGAUGAAUAUCGGGAGGAGAUCCUGGAAAGUGGUUUUGCCUCGUACCGAGUGGGGUACGAGGACACCCGAGAUGCAGUCCAGGGUCUGUAUCCGGAGCUUGAUCUCAGCAGCGUCGUUCUCCCAGGGUCGGAGGGCCAAGUCACAGAAGAGGUGGCCGACCCAACAUCGGGAGAUCACACUGCUGUGGAGGAAGCCGUUCCGAAGCAAGUCACUGAAGCUGCUUUUCUGGUUGUUAUGGCGAGCGUCCUUCAGGUUCAAGAUAUCUAUGGGAUUAGCUGGUGGGGAUUGGAGAUAGAUGAUCAUUGUCCUCUCGCCAAAUGCCCUACUGAACCAGGUAUAGCUGUCGAGGGGUGUCCAGUCCUCAAAUGAUAACUAUGUGGUUGAUGAUGUGAUUACAAUAUGGCGCGCAGGAGCAGUUGUUCUUCAGGAAGAGUGGAAACAUAGCAACUCACGUUUCCACGAGGAUUAUUACUAAUGAGAAUAUCACUAUGUAGACGUACAUCUUUGGUCUUCUUUAAGCACUGUGUUGUGGUUGGUAUUGAAUGGAAAAUAGGCAUGCUCACUAUACGAAAUAAGGGCUUUAGCAA